This is a messenger RNA of Orycteropus afer afer, 654 nucleotides long. Its product is annotated as serine protease 58-like. Gene Ontology annotation, biological process: proteolysis. Gene Ontology annotation, molecular function: serine-type endopeptidase activity. The record is from RefSeq and is a predicted model, not a curated record. NCBI's taxonomy places the organism in Eukaryota, Metazoa, Chordata, Mammalia, Tubulidentata, Orycteropodidae.
UUACCACAGGAUUUCACUCUUCCUUACAUGGUCUACCUGCAGUCCACCCGCAAGCCCUGUGUGGGGUCUCUCAUUCACCCGGAGUGGGUGCUGACGGCAGCUCACUGCCCUCCCCCUGAUAAAAUCAGACUGGGAGUCUAUCAACCCAGCAGCCCAACUAGGAAGGAGCAGAGACGAGACCCCUUGUUCACCGUGCCCCAUCCUGAGUUCCAUGCACAUACUAUGAGCCAUGACCUGAUGUUGAUCAAGCUGUCCAAGGCUGCCAACAUCAACCGCCAUGUGGGGACCAUAGCCAUAGCCUUGGAGCCCUUGACCUUCAAUGAGUCCUGCUUCAUCCCCACCUGGACCUGGAAUGACUACAAAAACUUCACUGAUCCCGACCUCCUGGCAUGGAUCUACCAGCACUCUCUGCCCUUCAGUGAGUGCCAGGAGAUGCUCCUCAAGAGAAGCUAUGGGAACAUAAUGUGUGUGGGCCGUCCUCUGAAGGUCUCAUCCAAGGUCAAGGAAGUUUCAGCUGCUCCAGCCAUUUGCACUGGGAGGCUGCAUGGAAUCCUGUCCUGGGCCAAAGGCAGCAUCACCCUGGGAAGUGAAGGGUUCUUCACAGAAGUUCAUCCCUACGCAAGAUGGAUCAUGAAAAUCAUCAACACCCACUGA